This is a messenger RNA of Clunio marinus, 363 nucleotides long. The record is from the annotation of a GenBank genome assembly. Lineage: Eukaryota; Metazoa; Arthropoda; Insecta; Diptera; Chironomidae.
AUGUCUUCGACAACUAUUCGACAUCUCAGGAAAUGUUUCAAUUAUGGUGAGAAACAAUGUGGUUGGUGUCGCUAUGGAGCACCUACAACGGGUGCAAUAAAAUCACACAUAGCCAAUCAUCAUCCCAGUAAAACCGCUUACUUUUAUGAUCGAAUGGUUCCACUGAGUUCGCCUGGCAUUAAAUUCGUAGGAACUUUAGAAGAGACUCUGGGAAUGCCCGAUGAUAAACUCACGCUGAGACAAUUUCUGACACCAACCCACAGACACUUUUUAGCAGUAGCUGGUGCCAAUGAAGAAAGUCUAAGAAACGAAAUUGGAUUAAAAAUGUUUCUGACUGCAAGCGGCGAGCAACUUGAUGAGUAA